Molecule: messenger RNA, 1873 nt
Organism: Amborella trichopoda
Lineage: Eukaryota; Viridiplantae; Streptophyta; Magnoliopsida; Amborellales; Amborellaceae
Product: E3 ubiquitin-protein ligase RGLG3
Biological process (GO): protein ubiquitination
Cellular component (GO): nucleus
Molecular function (GO): ubiquitin-protein transferase activity
Source: RefSeq, a predicted model, not a curated record
AGCAAAUCCGCCUCCUCAAACAGCACAUGUUUUCUUAGAAAAGUGGUUCUCAUCCACAUGGCGAGUGGGACGAGUUGACGGGGAAUUUGACGCAUUUACUCCGGCCAAGAGACACAGGGAUAUUUUGCUUCACGCAUGUCUUUUUACACCCUCAGCGCCUCGCCUCGCCUCGCCUCGCCUCGCCACGCCUCGCCUCUCCUUUAUCUCCCCGCAUUUUGGUGUGUCUCCCACCCACGGCCACUAAGAAGAGGCUUCUUUAUUUUAUUCUUCUUCGUUCUGCCAUGCCAUGGUGCUCUCUCUUGCUCUCAUCACAUUUUUCCAUAAUUUUUCAACGGUAUCUUCUUAUGACAAGUUUAGGAUGAUAUAGUAUGAAAAAAUGGGAAAUGGGAAGUCAAGUCCAAAUACUUCGGCAAAGGCACAUGUGCAUCAACCUUCUUUCGAAGCGAGUGCUCCUGUGGGUCAUGGUGGACAUAAACAGAUGUCUUCUUUCAUUGCUGAUCAUUUCAGCUCACUUGAGCAGGUAACUUCUGCUUUGAGAGACUCUGGCCUCGAAUCAUCAAAUUUGAUUAUUGGAAUUGAUUUCACAAAAAGCAAUGAGUGGUCUGGGAAAUUCUCAUUUAACAAGAGAAGUCUUCAUGCCAUCGGAGCCACACCUAACCCCUAUGAGCAAGCAAUUUCUAUACUUGGACGUACAUUGUCUCACUUUGAUGAGGAUAACUUGAUUCCUUGCUUUGGGUUUGGUGAUGCUUCGACACAUGAUCAGAAUGUGUUUAGCUUUUUCCAGGAUCACCGAUACUGUCAUGGUUUUGAGGAGGUUCUGGCUCGAUAUAGGGAGAUUGUUCCUCAUUUGGCAUUAUCAGGUCCAACAUCCUUUGCUCCUAUAAUUGAGGCAUCUAUUGAUAUUGUGGAGAGAAGUGGGGGGCAGUAUCAUGUCCUUGUGAUCAUUGCUGAUGGGCAGGUGACUAGGAGUGUCAACGUAGACCCUGGAAGUUUGAGUCCACAAGAGCAUGCAACUAUAGAUGCCAUUGUGGCUGCAAGUGAGUACCCUCUUUCGAUAGUUUUGGUUGGCGUGGGUGAUGGACCAUGGGAUGGAAUGCGGCAGUUUGACGAUAACAUUCCCUGUAGGGCAUUUGAUAAUUUUCAGUUUGUAAACUUCACAAAGAUCAUGUCUGAAAACCAAGCUUUAUCCAAAAAAGAAGCAGCAUUUGCUCUGGCUGCUCUCAUGGAGAUUCCCUUUCAAUUUAAAGCCACUCAGCAGCUUGGAUAUCUUGGACGACGUAAAGGCAAGGCAUCACGUUUGAGUCCCCUUCCACCACCACCUCAAGUAAUUGCUCAUGAUGAUGCCAUCAAUGUGUACCCACACACCACCAAUUUCCAGUCUACUUCCCUACAUAAUAGCAACGAUGAUACAACCACGGGGCCGGUUUGUCCCAUAUGCUUGACAAAUCAAAGAGACAUGGCUUUCGGCUGCGGUCACCUGACAUGUUCCGAGUGUGGUGCCUCUCUAUCGUUGUGCCCCAUAUGUCGGAGGCCUGUAAGCACACGCUUGAAGCUCUACUCCUAGGCCAUUGUGAAGGAGCCUGACCUCCUCGCUAUAGGGUUAGAUCCUGGCUCCUUAUUUCACGGGUUUGUAGUAUAAUGCUUUGGUUGAUCAAGAUGUGUUUGAAAACGGACAGUUCAAAAGCAUGUGUACAUAUGGCUUGUGGUGACUGAUUACUUUAAACCUUUAAUGAAUUAUUGCAAGUAGAUAAAUGAAGAUGGGGUGGUUUCUAUUGCAAGAGUGAGCAUAAAAUGUGUAUCUAUGGUUCGUGGCACUGAAGCCUUCUAUAAUGAAUUAUUGCAAGUAGAGAGAGAAUUCCGUGGUUUUUAUUGC